Amphimedon queenslandica is the source of this 1070-nucleotide messenger RNA. RefSeq names its product speckle-type POZ protein B-like. The transcript has 8 exons. Bases 232 to 1050 code for a protein of 272 amino acids. NCBI's taxonomy places the organism in Eukaryota, Metazoa, Porifera, Demospongiae, Haplosclerida, Niphatidae. Gene Ontology annotation, molecular function: protein binding. The record is from RefSeq and is a predicted model, not a curated record.
UAUGUUGAGAAGAAAGGAGAAAGCAGCAGCAGCAACUGAUCCUGCAACCAAAGGUAAAAAGAAGAGACCAGAUCUAAAGUCCUUGCAUACUCCUCACAGUACGACUCUAAUGGAUGGAGUGCAGAUCAAGUUAUUGGUGAGCCAAAAGUCUAUCCAAACUAUGGAGAUAGAAAUGGUUCGUGGGCUCCUCGUAGAACCGGUGGAACAGAAUUUAUUGAAGUUGAGUUUCCUAUGGAACUAUUCAUUCUAAAGGUCAGUAUAUAUGAGACCUAUCAUUGCGGUGCAGUUACAAGCGUUGGUGCUUGGAAUCCAUCAUCGCAAUCUUACGUAUCAAUCUAUCACGGCUUACCAACUGUCAUUACCAAAAGCAGAAUAUUUGAGCCACAGAUUGAAAAACUUGAUUUUAAAAGCAAUAGACUACGGAUUGAUAUUGACUGCUCAGCUGCAAGGUCGUGGUGUGAAAUUGAUGCAGUAAAGAUAUCAGGACAGCGGAUUAGUCUUCCUCCAAUACCAAUCAAUUCCUUGUCAAGUGACAUGAGAAAGCUGAUCAAUUCAGAUGUUUUCUCUGACGUUUGCUUUCUUGUAGAAAAGAGGAGAAUUUUGGCCCACAAGGCUAUCCUUGUGUCACGAUCAGAUUACUUCAUGGCGAUGUUUUCACAUAACAUGAAAGAAUCUAAAAUGGAAGAAAUUGUCAUUGAAGAUGUUGAGCAUGAUACAUUCCUCUCACUUUUAGAAUAUAUUUAUACUGGAGAAUUAACAUGCAGCCCUGUAGUGACAGUUGAUCUACUGAAAUUGGCAGAUAUGUUUAGCAUGGAUGACCUGAAGGUGAUAUGCAUGUCACGGAUCCCAGAUCAUCUCUCAGUUGAUACAGUCCUAGCUGUACUGAGUGCAGUCUCUAAGGGAGACAGCCUAAUGGCAAUAAGGGAGCUGUGUUAUGAGUUUAUUGCACAAAAUUAUGCAGAAGUGACUAAGUCGGAGGAUUUUCUAUCACUACCAAAGGAGGAACUGAUAGAAAUUGUUCAGCUAACUGCAUCAAAGAUAAAGCUCUAGCCUAGAGACUUUUCAUAGUU